AUGGGCAGCUCUUCGAACCCGGCUCACAAGGCAGGCGUCCCGCGCACUGGUCUCGUUUGGGGUAUUAACCGUGGUCACCCUACCACCCGCCGUGUCCUCGCUCCCCGGCCCGUCAGCAAGAAGGCUGUCGCGGGUGAGCGCGUGACGACCAUCCGCAGCGUUGUGCGUGAGGUCGCUGGCUUCGCUCCCUACGAGCGCCGUGCUAUGGAGUUGAUCCGUAACUCGAAGGACAAGCGUGCGCGCAAGUUCAUCAAGCGCCGCAUUGGUACCCUGCGCCGCGCUAAGCGCAAGAUGGAGAUCCUCACCGGUGUCAUCGCUGAGCAGCGCCGCAGCGGUCACUAA
This is a messenger RNA of Malassezia pachydermatis, 342 nucleotides long. RefSeq names its product ribosomal protein l36e. The transcript has 4 exons. NCBI's taxonomy places the organism in Eukaryota, Fungi, Basidiomycota, Malasseziomycetes, Malasseziales, Malasseziaceae. Gene Ontology annotation, biological process: cytoplasmic translation. Gene Ontology annotation, molecular function: structural constituent of ribosome. Gene Ontology annotation, cellular component: ribosome; cytosolic large ribosomal subunit. The record is from RefSeq and is a predicted model, not a curated record. The coding region runs from base 1 to 342 and encodes 113 amino acids.